AUGAGAUCCCAAGCUAUCAUUCUUGGCUUUGUUGCUGUCGUUAUUGCACUGGUUUAUGAGUUCUUUCUUAAAGAUAUCCUCUUCAUCGCAAUUGGUAUAGGACGAAUCAUCCAGCCAAUUGAGGACUUUCCUUACAGCUGUCGCAAAAUCUAUGGCUCCGAAAAUAUACUUGAAAGCUGCGAAGAUGUGUGGCUGGACGACGAAGGCCGCACCCUCUAUGCAGCAUGUGUUGAUCUGAAGUCUCGGCAUGAAUGGAGUCCAGGCGGCGACAAGUUGAACGCAUCGGGCAGAACCCCCAAUGGCCACUUUGUAGCGCUGAACAUUGAUUCACCAGGGCCAGACGGCAACUACGGAGCCAGUAGACUUCAAAUCACUGGCGACUACCUUGGGCCAGCAGGAUCCAGAGCUAUCGACCCUAAUGGCUUCGAUGUGGAGAUCCUCCCAAACAAUCGUUUGAGGUUUUGGAUGACCAAUGUUCGUCCGCCCGUGGACGCUGUUUCCGGAGAGUAUCUGGAUGCCACGAAAGUAGGUGCCAAUGGUACCGUCGAGUCGUUUGAAUUAAUUAGGGGUGGGGAUACGCUGAAGUGGACUGGGACGUUUGGCGCGAACGGCGGAGUGGUGCAUUCUCCGAACAAAGUUGCGGCGGAUUUGAACGGAGGAUUUGUGGUGACCAAUGAUCAUAGUACUCCAAUUGGUCUGCGUCGUUCACUCGAUCCCCUUCUCGGAGGCGGCUCCCUCGCCCACUGCACUAGGUCCAACGAUUGUAAAAUCGCAGUUGAUGGUCUCUCCUUCCCCAAUGGCCUGGUCCGGGGUCUUGAUGGCCUUUUCUACGUUCCUUCGUCCAUGACCGGUCGCAUUGGUGUCUACUCCCUCUCGUCGACUUCUCUGACUAAAAUCGACGAAAUUGAAGUCGGGAUGCCCAUCGAUAAUCUGUCUAUCGACGCAAACGGCGAUAUUUUCGCGGCGGCCUUCCCAGACCCGCUCAAACUAAUCAAAGAAGUGAAGUAUGUUACUGGCUUGCCACUGCCGAGCACUGUGUGGCAAAUUAGAAAAGUGAGUAGCGAGCGUGAUGGGGAAGGAAAGGGAAAGGGAAGAGGCUCCGUGAAUUAUCGUGUGUGGAAAGUGUUAGAGGAUAGCGAGGGAAAGCUGCUGCCGACUGGGACGACGACUGCGGCGCACGAUGCUAAAACGGGGAGGAUCUUUCUUGGAGGUGUCCUAUCUGAACAUAUGACUGUUUGUGAGCCAAUACCCAUUGCUAGAUAA
Molecule: messenger RNA, 1263 nt
Organism: Venustampulla echinocandica
Lineage: Eukaryota; Fungi; Ascomycota; Leotiomycetes; Helotiales; Pleuroascaceae
Exons: 4
Coding region: 1-1263 (420 amino acids)
Source: RefSeq, a predicted model, not a curated record